AUGCGUAUCGAUCGGGAGGAGGAGGAGCACGGAAUACACGGAGUCGAGAAUGAUGAUCGCUCGAUUCCCGAUAGGAUGUACUCCUUAAAAAUGGUGACCAGAUGGAUUAUGGAGCUUUUUCUGCCGAAAUGGAUACUCGUUCGUCCUACUUACGUCGCCUCAUCCGAUACGAUAGUUACAUUCGUUCGUUUCCUCCUCACAUCGAUCAUCUCAUUUGGUGGCACACAGGUUUCGACUCACUCGCUUGAGAAAAGUGUAUUUUCUGUGCUUGUAUGCCAUGGAUUCGAUUCGCAACAGCAGCUGAUUUGA
Necator americanus (New World hookworm) is the source of this 309-nucleotide messenger RNA. RefSeq lists its product as uncharacterized. The record is from RefSeq and is a predicted model, not a curated record. The transcript has 3 exons. Lineage: Eukaryota; Metazoa; Nematoda; Chromadorea; Rhabditida; Ancylostomatidae. The coding region runs from base 1 to 309 and encodes 102 amino acids.